UAAUGACGUAGGUACUUAUCGUCUUGAACCAUGUGCUGCAUAAAAAUACCGCCAAUCAUGGGCAUUCAAUGAAACGCUGUUCAGUUUGGUGGUGGUCCGCGGCGUUUAUUAUUAGUUAAAUUCAGUUUUGGGUAAGGUCAUUUACAAUGGAUUCCUAUAAUUUAACGCCAGGAACAAACAAAGAGGUUAAUGAAUGUAAAGGCAACUAUUUUUCAACCACCAAUGAAGUUCCACUAUUACAAGAAAGGCCGGCAACUAUAAGGAACCGCACGUAUUCAGAAAUGACGGACAAAGGCGUUUGGAGGCAUCUUCUACCUCAAGUGGUUGCUACAUUAUUAGGUACAAUGAUGGCUAUGUCAGAUGGCAUGUCCUAUGGUUGGACUUCCCCGAUGAUACCCUACUUCAAGAGUAACGAAAGUCACAUAGCCAACGUCACAGAGUUCGACACAGAAUUAAUGGAAACUAUAGUACUAUAUGGGGCCACUACCGGGCUUCCGUUCACCAUUUUGGGAGUUAACUAUUUAGGAAGAAAAAAUUGCAUGAUUAUCUCGGCCGCAGUAGGCUGUAUUUGCUGGAUAAUAUUAUUAGUAACCAAUAGUUUAGCUUUAGUAUUCACAGCCAGAUUUUUUUGUGGCAUGGCUGGAGAUAUGUGCUUUGUCGCUGCCCCAAUGUACAUUGCCGAAAUUGCUGAUCCACGGAUCAGAGGAUUUUUAUCGGCUUUAAUUUAUUUGAUGAUGCUUGUUGGCAUAGUUACAGUAUAUGCAGUGGGUUCCUUAGCGCCAUAUUCUGCAGUACCAAUAAUUGGUAUUAUAAUUACAGCCUGUCAAGUAAUAUUUUUUCCAUUUAUGCCAGAGUCUCCAUACUAUUUGAUAUAUAAUAACAAAAAUGAAUCUGCUAAAAAGUCCCUCGUUCGUUUACGAGGAGUGAAUGCUGAUAUUGAUAAUGAGAUAAUGGAAAUCAAACAGGCCGUGGAUCGGCAAAAGUCUGAAAAAAGUCGUCUACAGGAUGUUGUGUUGAUAAAAAGCAAUAGACGGGCAUUGAUAAUUAUGUUAAUAUUAAAUACUGCUCAACAUUUUGUUGGAAUUAGUGUCAUACUAAUGAAUUUGCAUGUUAUAUUAGACGAAGCGGGUUCAGUUUACAUGAAAUCAUCAACCGCAGCUAUUACUUUUUCUGUAAUCAUGUUAUGUUUUGCUACAUUUGCUUCAGGCAUAAUCGAUAAAUUCGGAAGAAGGAUUCUACUUGUGUCUUCUGCAACUCUUACUGGUAUUAUUUUACUCGUAAUUGCUGUAUAUUUUCACUUGAAAAAUUUAGAAUACGAUGUUUUAUUCAUCAGUUGGGUACCAGCUGUUGGUAUAAUGAUAUACGCUGCUACUUUUAAAUUAGGAAUGGGCUUAGUACCAAUUGUAAUGACCGCUGAAGUAUUUCCAACCACGAUCAAAGCCGUAGGUAUGACGCUAUCCGACGUCAUCUACGUCAUUGCCUCAAUAAUCUCUAUCACGUUAUACUCGACAUUGUUUCAAAUGUAUGGAAUGCACGUGCCGUUUUAUUUGUUUAGUGCUUGCAGCUUUCUUGCAAUAUUUUUUAUGAUAGCUUUUAUACCGGAAACGAAAGGUAAAACUUUGGAUGAAAUCCAACUAAUGCUCAAAGGUGAUAAAAAUGGAAAUGUGGGAAAAUGAAAACAGGAUUGUGGUGCUUGAAGUGGAGUAAAUUUUGAGUGUAAUUUUUCAUUUAGUAUAUUUGGGAAUGAAAACCUUAGAAGUAGGAGUAGGUAGUCUAUGUUUCGUAGUAGAGUGACCCUACAAACCCUGUCAGCAGAUCAAGAAAUAAUAGUCCAAUUUAUUUUGUAUAGUCAUAGAAGCCAAAGUAUCAAUAAUUUAAAUAUUUAUGUAUAAACUUUUUGAAGAGAAAUACCGUUGUUGAUAAUGUUGAAUAUCAUAAUUAAAGUGUCUCUCAAUGAAGCAAAUUGUUAUAGUUAAUUAGAUUUUUAUUCAAUUUCUAUCGAGAACCUUUUGCUUUUUAUUCUCGCUACUAUCGAAGAGCAUAAUGUUUGUAUUCCUAAUUUUCAAUAAUUGGUUCGUUUUAUAUAUUAUGGGUCGUUCAGUUUCGUCUACGCGCCCUGUAUAUAGUUGUAGGUUUAAUUGGAUAUUUAGGAUGUCAAAUCUUAUUAGGGAAUGGAAAUCGGUUUCGUUUGCACUCCUUCGCAUUGGACUUGAACUCCCUUAAAGAGGUGGCCAACUGAGUGGAGUUUGGAAGUAAAACCAAGUAAGGUGAAAAAAUAUCCUUUUCAGCUUCGAUAUCUUUCAAUUUCAAUUUAAAAUCUUUCAUCGAUUACCAUUCUAUCAGCAACCUGUUGAUUUUCCUGUUUUAAUUUCGCAUAUGGGUUAAAUAAUUGCAUAAAUAAAUAGGUAUCGUCAAGUUGAGGUGUCUGCCCGUUUACACAAGCGUCCACGUUCGGAGCAGUGACAUGUGUUCCCAGUUAAUAUCAAGUAAAAAUGCACCUUUCCUUAAUUUUAUCUCAUUUUUUCUUAGAGCAUGUUUUAACUACCUAUGGAUAAGUACGUACCUUCGUACUUUUUUGAUACACUAAAUUUCUCACCCCUUUCAAGAUUGAAACAUUUUAACCCAAAUGGUAAAUUUACAUCAUAUCUCAGCAACAAAUGACUUAUAUUUUAACCUCAAUUGACUAACUUUAGUUAUUGGUUUGUGGGUACUAUUCAAUCUCGGUUUGCUUCCCCUUUACAUAAAUCUCCUUCAAAAUUUACAGUUUUUUCAGUACCAUGACUUAUAAGUUCAAUUGUAUUUUUGUAGACAUAUUCUGUAUCAAGUGCACCCAUAAUAUGGACUGUAGCUUGAUUUCUAGGAAGUGGGACAGACUUUGAGCUUAUAAGAUUUUUUUGUGUUUACUCAGUAAUCAUCUCUAGUUUUUUAUUCAUUGUGAAAAACCCUGACGUAGUCUUGUCUAUUUUUUUCUUCUUGUAACGGAUAUUGCAAUUUCGCUGUUUGAUGAAUGAAACUUUUCUAGGUAUACACAGGUUCAGUUUGACAAAUUAAUGUAACUUUUCUUAAGUGAAACUUUUGCAAUUGCAUUUUCUGUCCAAGUUCGGCUAUUUUUACUUUACUUAGCUGUAUAACCACAUUCUUUCAUUUAUUUAAUUUUUCUCAUGCUUUUCAUUCAAUCCUUGCCUAUAGGAGUUAACAUUUAUUGGCUGUUUAGUGCUAAUUUUUAUAUUAAAUUUAUUGGUAACGAAAACUUGCUGUGUCCUAUAAGUAUUCUUUAAUUUUUAAGUUCCUAUUUCUGCUACUAUUGUUCAUUUUUGAAUGAUUUAUUGAAUAUUAGUUUGGUACUUAUUAAGUUUGAAGUACUUAUAUGAAUAUUAGUACCUGCUACUUAAUACAAAUACAUAUAAUGUAGUAUUAGUAAGUUUACAAAUAAAUGAAACUGGAGUUUACCUACCUACUAGAAAUUUACUUACCAUUGAAAUUAAAUGAAUUUAUACUCGAAAAAAAUCGUUUAAUUAUAAUUAAGUAUUUACUAUAGCUAAGUUUCAAUGGUAGAUAUUCCAAAAUAAAAUUUACAGAUGAUGAAGCUCGUGUAAUAAAGUAUUUUUACAAAAAUUAAUAAUUU
Messenger RNA from Ceutorhynchus assimilis (cabbage seed weevil), 3625 nucleotides. Lineage: Eukaryota; Metazoa; Arthropoda; Insecta; Coleoptera; Curculionidae. The record is from the annotation of a GenBank genome assembly.